AUGGUGCAAUGUACGCUGGUGCUGGCCGGAAUCGGUGUCUUCAUGGCAGUCGGCGGUGCCCUUUUGGGCUGGGUCGUCUUUCCAGGGGCAGUGCACGACAAAAUUAUCGAGAACACCGAGCUCCGCCAGGGAACGCCCCAGUUCAAGCGGUUCGAGGCGCUGCCGCAGCCGUUGGACUUUAAGGUGUUCAUCUUCAACGUGACCAACCCGUACGAGGUCCAGAUGGGCAAGCGACCCCGAGUGGUCGAGGUGGGACCGUACAUUUAUUUCCAAUACCGACAAAAGGACAACAUUCGGUUUAGUCGGGAUCGAUCAAAGGUUCACUUUUCCCAACAACAAUUGUACGUGUUUGACGCGGAAUCAUCCUACCCACUCACGGAGAAUGACCCACUGAUGGUGCUGAACAUGCACAUGAACAGUAUAUUACAAAUAAUCGAUAACCAAGCAAAGGAAACGAUCACAAAUUUCCGUUCCGAUGUUAACAAUACUCUCGAAAAAAUUCCAAUAGUUAGGGUUAUCAAAAGAAUCAUAGAGAAAACGACGCCAAUCCAAUCCAUUCUGCAAAUUGCCGAGGACGAAACGUACGACAGUUUACGGCUGAUCAACGUGGAACUGAACCGCAUCUUUGGCCGGCCCGACUCGAUGUUCCUGCGAACCACCCCGAAGGAGUUUCUGUUCGACGGAGUUCCGUUCUGCGUGAACGUGAUCGGAAUUGCGAAGGCGAUCUGCAAGGAGAUCGAAAAGCGCAACACCAAAACCAUCCGCGUUCUGCCCGAUGGAUCGAUGAAGUUUUCGUUCUUUAAUCACAAAAACAUGACCGAAGACGGAAUCUACACGAUCAACACCGGCGUCAAGAACGCGCUGGAGACGCAAAUGAUCGAGUUCUGGAAUGGUAAGAACAUGCUGGACAAGUGGAGCAACUCGUCGCGAGGAUCGUCCAUGACCUGCAACAAAAUCGAGGGAACCGACGGGUCCGGAUAUCCUCCGUUCCGGGAGGGUGUCCAGCGGAUGACCAUCUUUAGUUCGGACAUUUGUCGGACCGUGGAUAUAAAGUAUGUCGGCUCAUCCAGCUACGAGGGCAUCCCUGCGGCUCGAUACGUGACCGACGAUAACUUCCUGAACAAGAUUGGCCCCGAGCACAACAACGAUUGCUACUGUGUCAAUCGAAUACCAAAGGCCAUCGUCAAAGCCAACGGAUGUCUGUACGAGGGCGCUCUAGAUCUUUCCACGUGUUUCGAUGCCCCGGUAGUUCUGACGCUACCCCAUAUGAUGGGUGCCGCUGAGGAGUACACCAGCUUGAUUGACGGUAUGCAUCCCGAUCCUGAGAAGCACCAGAUUUUCGUGGAUGUGGAACCGCUCACCGGCACUCCACUAAACGGCGGCAAGCGAGUGCAGUUCAACAUGUUUCUUCGGCGGAUCGACUCUAUUCGUCUAACCGAUCGAUUGCCAACCACGCUGUUUCCGGUACUCUGGAUUGAGGAAGGCAUCGCGCUCAACGAAGAUAUGGUCAAGCUGAUAGACGAUAGUUUGAUGAAGAUCCUAACAAUCCUGGACAUUGUCCAGUGGACCAUGAUCGCGAUCGGACUGUUCCUCGCCAUAAGCAUGCCCAUUCUGUACUUUACCAAGCGGCGUCCCUCGUCGGGCACGAUCACGCCGACCCUGACGACGACCACGAGUGCCGCUAGCAUCCCAGAACGGGGAGGUCUUGGCGGGAAUCCCGACAAAUGACACUCGCUGAAGAUGAUUUUUCUGGACUGAGUUGACUGACUGAGGAUGAGUGAAUGGGAACAAAUUAUGAUAAAAAUUAAAAUUGAGCAAUAGAGAGAGCGAGUGCGAGAGAUUCAAGUGCCAACGCGUUGUGAGAGUGAACGAGUACCGAACAAAAUUUGAGACAGUGUGUACAAUUAUUUAGUUGCAAGCAACGAUAGUUCACCGUCUGUGCAUUUUAGUGCUAACUAAGUCAAUCCAAAUCCGUCCAUAAUUAUGUUUAUGCAGGAAUGAGCAGUUGUAUGUUUCUUUUUUUUUAUUCAAGAGAUAAGAAUCAUUAGAAUAGCUAAUAAAUUAAUUGUGAUUGUUUGUAGAUAAAAAUAAAAUAUUACACAAUCAA
Messenger RNA from Culex quinquefasciatus (southern house mosquito), 2107 nucleotides. RefSeq names its product sensory neuron membrane protein 2 (gene Snmp2). Gene Ontology annotation, molecular function: scavenger receptor activity. Lineage: Eukaryota; Metazoa; Arthropoda; Insecta; Diptera; Culicidae. Gene Ontology annotation, cellular component: membrane; cytoplasm. The record is from RefSeq and is a predicted model, not a curated record. The coding region runs from base 1 to 1728 and encodes 575 amino acids. The transcript has 9 exons.